This is a messenger RNA of Salarias fasciatus (jewelled blenny), 2674 nucleotides long. RefSeq names its product gastrula zinc finger protein XlCGF26.1-like. Gene Ontology annotation, biological process: regulation of DNA-templated transcription. Lineage: Eukaryota; Metazoa; Chordata; Actinopteri; Blenniiformes; Blenniidae. The coding region runs from base 17 to 1978 and encodes 653 amino acids. The record is from RefSeq and is a predicted model, not a curated record. Gene Ontology annotation, molecular function: RNA polymerase II cis-regulatory region sequence-specific DNA binding; DNA-binding transcription factor activity, RNA polymerase II-specific. The transcript is spliced from 3 exons.
GAACUUUAACCAGAAAAUGUCUGAGAAUGUGGCGUUUUACUCCGAAACAAAGUCCAUCGCGGAGACGCUGGUCCGGGCCGCCGUGGACGUUUUCGGGUGUCUGAGAGAAGAAAGCGGGGCGGAGGAGCAGAGAGCGGGACGGGAGCCAGAUCCUGACGUCGUCGUGGAGAUGUUGGCUCGAGAGGCAACCAGGAAGAUCAGCCUGGUGUUUACCCAGCUCUCAUUGCUGCUGCGGUCAGAAAACCUGACUCUGAAGGCCCGGGUGGAGCAGCUGGAGAGCCAGCUGAAGGCCGUGAGCGAGAGUUUUGAAAACGCUCGUUUGUGGAGGGAGAACGUCCUGAGCGGCUGCCCCGUACUGUUCGAGCGCAGCGGCCUGAUCUUCACCCUGAAGCCGUUUGGAAAGUUAAAGGGAAAAACAGAUGAAGGGACCGAGGAAGUCAGUGAAGUAGCAGCAGCACCUCCUCCUCUUCCUGAUGAAGAUGAUGAUGAUGAGGAGGAGGAGGAGGAAGGGGAUGUCGGACUGGAUGGUGGAAAUGAUGCAGCCUCUGCAGAAGGUCACACCUCCCCAUCAGCAGCUGAGCCUGAGGUCAGACGGGAGACCGAGGUCAGGAGGGCAGGGAAGGUGUUUGUGUGCGACGUCUGCAACAAGAGCUUCAGCCGUCAGUUUCAUCUCACCAAGCACAUGAACACCCACCAAGAGCAGCGGCCUUUCGCCUGCCAGCAGUGCCCCAGGAGAUUCAGGGACGCCUCCACCUUCGAGUACCAUCUCCUGCGACACGAGGAGAAGCGGCUGGCCUCGUUCCAGUGCCAGCUCUGCAGCAAGACCUUCAAAACCAAGAUGCACCUGAAGACCCACCAGCUGGUCCACACCGACGCCCGGCCGUUCGUCUGCGGCACCUGCGGGAAAGGCUUCAAGACCAAACACAACCUGCGGGCGCAUCAGGCGGUGCACACCGCCGAGAAGCCGCACAAGUGCCCCGAGUGCGGCGAGGGCUUCCGGUACGCCUUCACGCUGCAGUGCCACCGCAGCGUCCACACCGGGGAACACCCGUACCGGUGCACGCAGUGCGGCAAAGCCUUCGUGAAGAGGCGCUCGCUCAGGACGCACCAGGCGGUGCACAGGGGCAAGACGUUCACCUGCGAGACGUGCGGCGCCGGCUUCACCCUGCAGCACAACCUGAAGCGGCACAUCCGGAUACACACCGGCGAGAAACCCUUCGCCUGCAAAGUCUGCGGGAAGAGUUUCGCUCAGGACAACAAGCUGAAAGUGCACAUGCUGCUCCACGGAGCGUCCAAGGCCUUCAUGUGCGACCUGUGUGGGAAGACCUUUCUCUACAACUGCCAGCUGAAGAGGCACCAGAAGGUCAACCACGACAACGAGCACGGGCAGCCGGCGAGGAGACGCGCCCGAGAGCACGGCCAGCGCAGGGUCAUCUACCGGCGGGACAGGACCACGCUGGACGUGACGCCGUUCGGCUGCAAGACCUGCCACAAGGGCUUCGACACGGCGAGCGCGCUCAAGAGGCACGAGCUGAUCCACACGGGCCACAUGCAGUACAGCUGCGCCACCUGCGGGAAGUCCUUCUUCUACAAGGCCACCUACGACUACCACCGGCGCAUCCACUCGGGCGAGCGCCCCUUCGGCUGCGGCGUCUGCGGCAAGACGUUCAUCAUCCGCCAGGCCCUCAAGUCCCACCAGCUGCAGCACUCCGGCGAGAAGCCGCACAAGUGCGAUCAGUGCGGCAAGGACUUCAGGAUUUACACCAACUACCUGAGACACCUCCGCGUCCACACCGGGGAGAAGCCCUACGAGUGCGAGGUCUGCGGCGUGAAGUUCAGGCAGCUCGGACACGUCAAGUUCCACAUGCAGGUCCACACGGGGGAGCGGCCGUACUCCUGCAGCAGCUGUGGACUCGGCUUUUCAGACUCCAGGCUGCUCAAGAAGCACAAAUGUGGAGAGAAAUCCCAGAAAGUAUGAGGGGAGGCUGUGAAGAUACCCAGAGCAGCAGUGUGGGAAAACAUUUCAUCUCAUCAGAGUCACCGACCAGGAGGACGAGACGCCCCACAACCUGAAUACAAGACAGAAAGUCCAGCAUCAUGGGAGAAAACACCAUGUUUCUUUAAGAGACAGGAAUAUGGUGAAGAUGUCCGGACGUGCCCUCAUACCUCAGGCCUGACUGAUUUCAUCAGCUGAUCACCAAGAUAAUCAAUAAUCGGUUAAAAGCUAUUCAAUUUUACCAAUUUUAAUGAAACCUUUUGGUGCAAAAUGCAGGGAAAUGUCAAAAAAAAAAAAAAAAAGUUGUUGCUGUUGAAUUAGGCCUGUUUUUCCCAGACUGCCCCUGACAGCAUGACUUUGAGGCUAAUGCUAGUUAGCUAGCUGUCAUGGCAGCGUCAGGACGUUUCAGGUCUCAGUGUUCGGUUGUCUGCCAAUUUGUUAGAGAAAAAAGUUCCUUUUGUAAUCUUCUACAUUUCCUUGGUGGUUUGGCCGCAUUGGAGCCACUUAGGGGCCAUUUUUGGUCCACAGGUCUUAUGUUUAACGUCCCUGUUCCAGUCUUUUGCUCCAUCAAUGUCAAAAGUCGGUCAAAUAGUUUAGUUUGAGCUCAGAGUUUUUGUUUUAAUUAGUGCUGUCAGUUUUAGUCGCAUUGAUCGCAAUUAAUCGUGAUUAAUUCAUGGA